AUGAAAUCCGAAUACACCGACUCUCCCUCUGCCGACAUGGCAGCCACCAAAGAAUCCCUGGAAGAAAUGUCCGAAGAUCUCAACCACCCUCACAUCGGCCGGGAACCAACCCCCGAAGAAUCCGCAACCCUCCGCCGCGUCGCCGAUCACAUCCCUGCCUCUGCCUGGCUCGUCGUCGUCGUCGAGUUCUGUGAACGUUUCACCUACUAUGGUCUCUCGGGUCCCUUCCAGAACUAUAUCCAGUAUCCCUACACGGGUGUGAAGGGUGCGGAUCACCCUGGUGCCAUUGGCAAGGGGCAGCAGACUGCUACUGCUUUGAACUAUUUCUUCCAGUUCUUCUGCUAUGUGACCCCAAUCUUCGGAGCGAUCGUCGCUGACCAAUACCUGGGCAAAUACAAAACCAUCUGUGUCUUCUGCGGAAUCUACAUGCUCGGCGUCCUCGUCCUCGUCCUCACUUCCAUCCCCCCCGCCAUCUUUGCCAACGCCGCCCUCCCAGGUCUCGUCAUCGCCAUGAUCAUCAUCGGAUUUGGAACUGGCGGAAUCAAAUCGAACGUCUCGCCCAUGGUCGCAGAACAGUACCAGGGAACCAAACAGACUGUCAAGACCUUGAAGUCCGGGGAGAAAGUCAUCGUCUGUCCCGAUGUCACGGUCCAGUCGAUCUUUAACUGGUUCUAUUGGUCGAUCAACCUGGGUUCCUUGUCGGCGAUUAUUACGACGAAUGUCGAAAAGUACUAUGCCUUCUGGCUGGCCUACUUGAUCCCUUUGAUCAUGUUCAACGGUGCCGUGCUGGCGUUGUGGUUCGGAAAGGAUAAGGUCGUCAAGACCGAACCCCGUGGAUCCGUCCUCAUCGAAUCCUUCCGUGUCUUCUCCAUCGCCCUCCGCAACGGCCGCAACCUCGACGCCGCAAAGCCCUCCGUCAUUCAAACCCGCGACCCCUCCGAGGAAGCUACCCGUGGCAUCACCUGGGACGACAUCUUUAUUGACGAACUCCGGUUAACCCUCAAGGCCUGCUCCGUCUUCUUGUUCUUCCCCUUCUACUGGGUGAUCUACAACCAGAUCACUACCAACCUGACCUCCCAGGCCGGAACCAUGCUCCUCUACGGAAUCCCCAAUGACGUCGUCAACAACAUCGAUCCCAUCGUCUUGAUCAUCUUCAUCCCUAUUUUCGACAAGAUCAUCUACCCCACUCUCCGUCGGAUGGGCUGGGAACUCAAGCCCAUCGUCCGCAUCUCCCUCGGCUUCUUCUUCUGCGCCAUCGCCAUGGCCUGGACAGCUAUCGUCCAACACAAGAUCUACAUCACCGGCCCCAACUACGAAUGCACCCUCUGCGACGAAAACGAAACCCCCAACAACGUCUCCAUCGCCUGGCAGAUCCUCUCCUACUUCUUCAUCGCCAUCUCCGAGAUCUUUGCCUCCAUCACCGGUCUCGAGUUCGCCUUCACAAACGCCCCUGCUACCAUGAAGUCGGUCGUGAUGGCAAUGUUCCUCUUCACAAACUGUGUCGGUGCGUUGCUUGGAUUUGCGUUCUUGCCAUUGGCGAAGGACCCUUUGCUGUUGUACAUGUACGCGGCUUUGGGUGCUGCAGCAUUGGUUAUUAGCGUGAUGAUUUAUUUCUUGUUCAGGGAUUAUGACAAGACGAUGAAGAUUGAUAAGGAUGCCUUGCAGGCAAAGUACAACCUGCGCAUCGACAGCCUCGAGCACUAG
Molecule: messenger RNA, 1704 nt
Organism: Linnemannia hyalina
Lineage: Eukaryota; Fungi; Mortierellomycota; Mortierellomycetes; Mortierellales; Mortierellaceae
Source: the annotation of a GenBank genome assembly